This is a messenger RNA of Entamoeba invadens IP1, 594 nucleotides long. RefSeq lists its product as hypothetical. The transcript is spliced from 2 exons. The record is from RefSeq and is a predicted model, not a curated record. NCBI's taxonomy places the organism in Eukaryota, Evosea, Mastigamoebida, Endamoebidae. The coding region runs from base 1 to 594 and encodes 197 amino acids.
AUGGAAACGACGACUGAACUUGACGAACAUUUAUUUCUGGAAACAUAUUACCAGACGUCUGGAUGUACUUCUAAGGUGAUAGAACAUGCCACGAAAAUACGACUUUUAGUUACCGAGUUAAACAAUCAUGUUUACAAGAAUCCCCAAACAAAAGUCCAACUUGACCAAUUACGAAAAGAGUAUCAAUCAGUACACUCGAAGAAUGACGGAACAGUCCCCGUCGACGCUAUUAAUACCGACUCGGCAUUUUCUCAAUUGGUUGACGGACUGAAAGUCUCACAAGAAGAUGUUGUCGACUUUCAUAACGAUUUUAUCGAUGAUCCUUCGUGGAAUGAUUUCGACCGGUUAAUGGCUAAUGUGGAGAGAAAGGAUGAACCGAAGAAUCAAGGGAUAUUAGAAGCAAGUUUCUUGAAUGAUUAUGAACAAAAAGACGAGAACACCAUUCUGAAAGAGAAAAUUGGACUACUGGAAGCGGAAAACGAAAAACUUAAAAGACAACUCCAUGAAAUUAAAGUCUUUUAUGAGAAGACUAAGGCUAAAAUGUCGUGUAAAUCUCCAUUUUGUGAAACUCCUGCACAUGUCCCUCAAAAUUAA